This is a messenger RNA of Pisolithus orientalis, 10904 nucleotides long. RefSeq lists its product as uncharacterized. NCBI's taxonomy places the organism in Eukaryota, Fungi, Basidiomycota, Agaricomycetes, Boletales, Pisolithaceae. The record is from RefSeq and is a predicted model, not a curated record. The coding region runs from base 94 to 10821 and encodes 3575 amino acids. The transcript has 21 exons. Gene Ontology annotation, biological process: positive regulation of protein catabolic process; proteasome-mediated ubiquitin-dependent protein catabolic process; protein polyubiquitination. Gene Ontology annotation, molecular function: ubiquitin-protein transferase activity; protein binding.
CAGCGCUGUGACUCUUGACUCUAACACACAGAAGGAAUUACAUACAGCAUCGACGAACGUACAGUAUAACGUUUCCGCCUUGGCUGCGGUACCAUGAAGAUCUCGCAGAAAUCUCGGAAGGCGGCCCAACCGCAUCCUCAAGUGGCAGAGCUCAUCGAAAAGCUUGCGAACACGCCUGAAGGCGACGUUGCAGACGCACUUGUGAAAAUCGACUCGUGGAAAUGGCCACGAUCUGACCUGAAUGCUUGGGUCAAUGUCCUCGACAAAUUCGAUGCUAUCCUGGCAGAUGCCAUACGUGAUUACGACGUAGACAAGCUACAAUUAAACCCAUUUUCUCCAGCUACAAAGCGGUCUCUCUCUGAAAUUCUAAGAUUCGAGAGGCUGCUUUUGGAGAACUCCACCAAUCGCAAAACCUUCAACUCCUAUGAUAGGCUAACAAGCCUGAUGGCCACGUCCGAUCUUGACAUUUUGAUAUUGGCACUCAAUCUCCUUUUGCGCCCUGCGCAACAGUACUCGGCUCAGCCAGCCGUGUCCGUUGUGCUGAGCAUAUCCACACCGCGGUUACUCUCGCUCUCCAAACGCUGGCCCAAUGUGCACGAACAUGGGAUUAGCCUGGUAGACCUUGCCAGUCCACAUGGUCUGCCGAAAGUCAAUGUUCUCCCUGGCGAUGUCCGCGAGGUAAGUUUUGUGUAUUACAAAACUGACAACAGCACGAAGGAAGAGAAGCCGGAGGGCGAAAGUUCUGAAACUUCCGCAAGUGCUCGCAAAGCGCAAACUCCCAACCUUGGUCCAGUAAACAUACACGUCAGCGAGGAGACGCUCUCGAACGCGGAUGUGAUGAAGCUCCUGGCAGACAUACUGGAAGUCCACCCUUUAUCCAACGAUGACAAGUUUGAAGUUCUCUGUCGCAUUCGGGCCGCGAAGGCCCUCGUUACUGGCAACCAAGAUGUUCGGGAGAAGCUCGUUAUCGUCCGACUGCUGUCAACUGCUAUCUACUGCCACACCCACAGUGAAAGUCAAGCGACUUCUUCGUUGUUCCUAUAUGAACCCGAUUUGGCCACGCAUAUCGCGGAACUCUUACAACUCGAUCGCGGCGUUUCUACACAGGUCCAAUCUGCGGCAAUCGCAGCGUUAGAUUCUAUCGCGAGGUAUCGCAGCCGCAUCCAAGAGGUUUUAGCAGCCGUGAACGCUGGGGUUAAUCAUGGCAUACUAAUGGCCCUUCUCCGCAAGACAAUUCUUGAAGUCGGUGACCCUGAGUCUAAACUGCCGAACUCGUUUGUGGAAGCCUUACUAGCUUUCAUCACAUAUGUCGCUCAACACGCCGGCGGGGGCAACAUGGUCGUCGGUGCUGGCUUAAUACCUUUGCUUGUACAGAUCAUCGAGAAUCGGCUCGCACAGAGACUGCAGAUGGUAUCGAAGGCCAUGCAAUUGGUGGACAACGUAGUUUACGGAUACUCCAAUGCUUUUCAACUUUUCUCCAACGCGCGGGGUGUUGCCGCGCUUGUGGACAGAAUACAGCACGAGGUUGAUUUCGAUAUCGCGAUAUAUGGAAAUGAGAUCCGCUCUCGGGAAAUAUUCGGGUCUUACGGUGAAUUGCCCGUGGCCCGCGCUGCAGUCUUGAAACAUGCACUUCGAUCCAUACAUCGAAUGAUGCAGUCUUCGGGCACUUCGGAGGGCCUUCGAGGGCUAAUCGAUUCGUCAUUGUUGCAGUCGGUCAAGAAGAUCAUGGAGUACCGAGGUUUAUUUGGACCCAGUGUGCUUCCGCUUGCAAUGAAUAUCAUGGCGACAUUUGUGCAUAACGAGCCAACGUGCCUUCCGACAAUUCAAGAGGCGGGACUUCCGCAGGUGUUCUACCAGGUUAUUGAGGCUGGGCUGGAACCUUUUAUUGAAGUUAUUCAAGCCAUUCCGAACGCUAUCGGUGCUCUGUGUCUGAAUCAAGCUGGCCAAGACCAGUUAACGGCUCGCCCAAGCAUCAUUCCAGGCAUUUUCUCUAUCUUCACUUCGGAACGUCAUUUGAAGGUCCUUCGCGACAAGGAAAACGCAGUUCUGAUUGGUACUUCUAUCGAUGAACUUAUUCGGCACCAUCCUUCAUUGAAGACACCCGUGUUCGAUGCCGUCAAGUCCACUUUGAGCAAGAUAGAAGACGCAGGAAAUGCAUUUAUCAUCCCUGAAGAUAAGAGAGAGUGGUACGAACUACUUACUGUGCAGGCCGCCGAAGAGAGCACGGCGGUAGUGAUGGAGGGUGUUGAGUCAGAAACCCCUCAAGGCCCUGCAUCGCUUUUGGAGGAAGAUAAUUUCACACAGGAUACAACACAGACAGAUCAUGACAACAACGUUGUCAUGUACAUCGAUGUUAUUUGCAGAUUUUUGGAGGGUCUUUUCCAGCAUCCACAGCACUGCAGAGAUUUCAUUAACACUGCGGAUGGUCUCGAUCGUGUCGGUAGACUCACUGCACUCCCUUGUCUACCAUAUGAUUACGCGAACAGCGUGGCAUCUGAUUCCCUGGUUCAAGUUAUCCGAACGAUGGCUGAGAUUGGACCCAAUGACACGUUGUCUUACCUUUCGAAGCUCGUUGACACGUCUCUUCAUCAGACGGAGGAGUUCUGGAAGUCCCUAGGGCCCGAGUCCAGGUUAGCACCCAUGCUAAAGCUUAACGGUGACCAAUCCCUCGAAGUCAACCAACGCUUCCGGAAUUUGGUCGUACUCCACAUACGCGUGACUCUGAUGGCGGACGUUUUCUCUACAACUGGUUACGCACACGGCCGUUCUGCCAUUGGUCUGUUACAGACGUUAGUGACGGACCCGCCAAAGGUAGUCACCGACUUGGGCUCCUUGCAUCGCGCGUUUGUUUGGGAGAACAUCCUUUUCAAAGCCUAUAUCGCUUUGGAGGGUAUCGAACUUGGUAUAAGCGGAGGAGCAUCGCCUCUUGAUAGCUCCCCUAAUCACCUGCCUAUCUCUCUUCCAGAAGCCGGCGGGGGUGCCACUGUUACUAAUGGUGUUCAGUCAGACUCUGCCUUAGGUGGCUCUUCUGGCUCUGCUAGACCAAUCAAGGAGACCGCCAAAGAUAAGAAUGCGAAGGCCCUCAAACACCUCACUCAUGGACUCCCUAACGCAUUGGCUCCCUUCUUCCAAGCCAUUGUGAAAUUGUUUUACGCGAGGCGUAACCCCGACAUGGCACAAAAGAAACAGAUAUUAAGUGCAGCAGAUGUCGUAGCGGGGAUUAUGAUCGGUCAUGUAAAGCAAGAACUUACUAACGAUACACUGCGAUGCCUCGAUUACUAUAACGUGAUGUUGGGCAUGAUGACCUCUCUUCUGGUGGAUGAACGCACGAUGCAGAGCACUCUUCACACAGUGCUUUUGCUUGCUUUCCAGCGAAUGAAGGGGCUAGAGGCAAUAUUCGGAGUAAUCGAGAAGUUGAUGGAGUCCGUUGAACGCGUAACGCGCGUUGCGGCCAGUGACCGUACGGAGUUGAUGGUCCAGGAAUUAGUGCGCGCACAUGGGGGUUUGAAAGUUGCAUUACAUCUUCUGCGUCCUCUCAUCUCAUCCAAACCCUUGAUCGAAUCUGGGCAAUCCAUGGCGAUGACCACUCGGGACAGAAGAGAUACGGAUCGUGGCUAUUUUGAACCUCAUCACUUCCUCGUUACCCUUCGCCUUGCUGUAAUCCCCAUUGUUCGCAACAUCUGGGAAUCCGCAUGGCUACGCACGGCCCCGCUUACACUAGUCAAGUCUGUCAUCCACCUCGUCCUUGAACUUACGUUUGGGGAUAAUGAGGAAUCGAAGCCUGAUACCGCUGGUGAAAGCAUUCCUGGGUCGGGUAUCGGCAUUGGUACUGGGUUCCACAUUCGGACAACUGGACCGGAUGAGAACCGCAUACGCCAAUUAACUGACAUGGGCUUUCAACGCUUGGCAGUGGAGCGAGCACUCGCUCGUACUCGUAACAAUGUCAAUGCUGCCACGGAAUUACUCCUGUCGCACCAGUUCUUGUUCCCUCCUGAACCGGAACCGCAGUAUGCCGAGGCAGCGACAUCUACCGAUGCCGGCGGUCAUUCUUCAACAGAAGGUGGUGAGAAUGACGGUUCUGCGAUGCAGGACAGUGGAGUGGACGCAGAUGAGCCCUCAGCUCAGGAACAAUUGGUCAAUACUCCAGAAGCUACUAAGAGCUUUGAGGAGCUUCGCCGAGAACUGGAUACGGCUCGGGAACCUCUCAGGACCGAACUCACAAGCCGGGCACUAGUACUGGUUGAUGAGCACCCUUCUUUGAUAUUUGAUGUUAGCAAGCUUUUCGUGCAGCCAUCCGCGGACCUUCGCGAACACUCCGUACGUUCGCUGAUCGAAGACAUUAAGGCGUACUCUCCUGGUGCAUAUGAUGUUCAGGAAGAACCGCUCUUCAUAAGAUGCAGGUUAUUGGCGUUGGCCUUGUCUGAAUGUCAGUCCUUGGAACCUGCUUUAGGGCGAGGUUUGAUGGAUAGUUUGCUCGCCCUACUGCUCUCGAAUUCCACGACCGUCGAACCCGAACACAACCUCCCAAAGUGGCUUGCUCCCCACCUCCUAGUCACGGAAGCAUUGUUCAACAUCGGCGACCAGCCCUCGUCUAUCAAGCUCCCAAAAGAAGGUGACCCGAUAGAAUUGCAGGAGCUGAAAGUCGGGCCCGCUUAUGCCGAAGCACGCUCACUUCUCCUUGAUUUCUCGUUCAGGUUGCUUAGCCUGUCCAGCCUACCACGCGACGAAUUCUUGGCGACCUUGCGUUUACAGGUCGUGCUUACUCGAGAUCAUUCGAUCGCCUGUGAAUUUACAAGGCGGGGGGGUCUGCCAUUAAUAUUCAAGCACCUCCAAGGACACGCUGGGCCCAGUAGCUACUCCUACAUCGCCAUCAUCUUGCGACAUGUCGCAGAAGACCCUAACUCGCUUCGCAACCUCAUGCGUCAGGAGAUCAAGCGCUUUUUCUCCCAACCUCGCACGCGUGUUAUUGAAGCAUCUAACUACCUACGAAACACUAGUGCAGCUGCACUUAGGGACCCUAGGCUUUUCAUCGAUAUUACAACGUCGGUCUGCGAGCUUCAGCAACCCUAUGAUAUUUCCCACCAUAUCGGGCUGAAGUCCAAUGCACUUAGUGAAUCAUCAUUGCCGAAGGACGACUCCGCGAAGCAGGUUGAAAUGCAAGUAGAUUCUACAUCGCCUGAUGUCCCUCAAGUUGUGACAAACGAAGCUUUGGAAUCAAUGGUCCACUUCCUUGUUGCCGAGUUGAUGAAGUGCCCUAAGGCGGCUUCGAACACAUCCGGCGACACGUCUGUGCUUCCCCCAACUAAGGAAGCUAUGGAAGCAACGAAUGAAGUUGCAUCGACGGAAAGCACAGCUCAGGUCUCGGACCAAGAUACUUCCAGCCAACAACGCUACCUCUAUUCUUGCUUCAUCAUGCAAUGUCUCACCGAGUUACUCUUUUCCUACGACUCCUGCAAGAACAUUUUCUUGUCCUACAAUCCCAAGAAACGCCUACAAACUCCUUCAAAAGAGCCUGGAGUAAAGUACAGGACAGCUGUCCUUCACUUUUUCUUGUCCGAGCUGUUGACUUAUGGGACGAUAUCAACUCAACUCAAUGAUGCCGCCAAAACCCGUCUCACACUCUGUGGUUGGGCUAUGUCAGUGAUUGUGGCGCUGUGUGUUGACAGUUCUUCGGGAUCAGACGUGAAAGACGUACCACCAGAUCUUGCAUCAGUACGGAAAUUUGUACUGGAGGCGGUCAGCCGCGCCAUCAAGGAAAUGCCCGCCACGGAAUCAUUGGAUAUGCGAUAUGGACGUCUGCUCGCCCUUGCAGAUCUGUGCAAUCGCCUCCUGAUGGUGCGCUGCAACCCCGGUAGUCGCAAACCCCAAGACGAGAGCGCCACCCACAUUGCCAAGAUCAUGCUGGAGAAAAACUUCGUGUCCACAUUGACUAGUGCUCUUUCAGAAGUUGAUCUCAAUUUCCCUAAUAUCCGUGGGCUAGUUGCGUCUAUCCUCCGACCGUUGGAGAAUUUAUCCCGGAUUGCGAUCAAGAUGAGCCGUGCUUCGGACAAAUCUAAAGGCGGUGCCGAAGGAAAGGCAGAGACACCGGGAGAUUCGUCAGACGGGGAAGAAGAUGAGCAAGAUAUUGGCGUAGAAGAUGACGCAGGCCGUGAAGAGACCCCAGAUCUAUAUCGUAAUUCUGCGUUGGGAAUGUUCGGAGGCGUAAGUAUUGUAUCGAACCUGAUUGCUGUGACUCAUUCCGGCCAGGAGAUGGAUGACGCGAAUUACCCUCCAGAUAAUGGAAUGGAGGAAGGAGAAGAAGAAGACGAAGGAGACGUCGACAUGGAAUAUGGCGAUGAGACGGAUAGCGAGGCUACUUCGCCUUCAGAUGAUGACGAUGAUGACGAUUCAGGAGAAGCAGAUGACGUGGAGGACGAGGAGUCCCAUGAUGGAGAAGACAGUUGGCAAGAUGAGGACGAGGAGUAUGGCGAGGAUCGUUUAAUCGAGAACGACGACGAGGGUGACGACGGUGGUGAUGCUGACGCUGACCAAGAACUUGAUGCGGACAUGAUUUGGCAGGAUGUACAUGGGGAUAUUCCACAAGGGGAGGCUGGAGAAGAAGGCGAAGAUGAGGACGGCGGUGUGCCGAUUCCCGUGGUGCACGAAGAGCAAGAAGAUGAACCGGACAUGUCUGAUGAUGACGAGUUCCGAGGCGAAAUCAUGGAUGCAGGUGACGUUGGUCCAAUGCCCGGUGAAGAUAUCCUGACCUUUGCCGACGCGUAUGAAAUGGACGGAGUAGAACUGGAUGGAAGGGAUGGCAACUUCUUUUUGUCUCGUAGGAAUCGCGCUGGACCCGACGAGUUACAGAUUUUCGGCAGAUCUCGAAACGCUCCACCUCCUCCUACUGAAGCUACAGUCCACCCACUUCUUCUAGAUGAAUCUGCAGGAAACAAUCGCACGUCCACAUCCUUCUCUCGAAACAUUAGACGUCCCCACCGCGGAAACAAUCACUCCCUACAAACCGAACUGAUUCAGUCGGUCGAAGAUAUCAUCGGUGGAGAUGCUGUGCAAGUCUUCCAGCAAGUUGUCCAUCGUGCCGCUGGUACUCGUGAGUCUAUCCGCGUAGAUGUGGCACCGGGUGCAUGGGUGAACCUUGAGCCGGGAGUAAUGCACCGCCUGGUGAUCCCUGGCGUUAGGCUCGAGCGUGCUCCUAGGCAAAGUGAUAAUCGGACCGACGUUCGUGGUUUGGAUCCCCUUCCCACAUCACAGAGGUGGAACGAAGAAGCUAAGAUACUCAACGGCAAGCACGUUACUGACCGAGCCAGCCAACUUGCCAACCACGUUGUACUUGCAUUGCUUCCGGCUGCUGUCGAAGCCGCAGCGACGAAGGAGAGGGAGGAGCAGACACUGCAAGCCGAGAUUAAAGCAGAAGAGGAGGCAACCAAGGAGCUCGAAGCUCAGCAGACAACGGUGCAAGCCGAAACCCACUCAGAAGUCCCCCAGGAGUCGCAAUCGGAACCCACACCUGUCCCUGCAGAAGAUGUCGAGAUGCGUGAUGUUACAGGCUCGGACCGCCCAGAGUUUGCCUCUGCCGAGGCUGAGGAAGCUGACACGGAGACUUUGAGUCCUGUUGCUGGUCCCUCCCAGGCCCCGGAGAGAGUCACCAUCACGAUCCAUGGCAGUGAAGUUGACAUCACCGAUAUGGGAAUCGAUCCGACGUUCCUUGAGGCCUUGCCUGACGACAUCCGCGAAGAAGUCAUAAACCAGCACGUCCGCGAUCAACGGUCAGCAAGAGUAGAGCGGCCUGCCGAUUCUCAAAUCAGCCCUGAAUUUCUCGACGCCUUACCUCCGGAAAUACGAGCAGAACUGAUUCAACAAGAACGUAUGGAGCAGGUCAGGGAGGCACAGGUGGAAGCACCGAGCAAUACUGGAGUUCCAGCAGAGAUUGAUCCUGCCAGCUUCAUUGCUAGUCUUGACCCUCAGCUUCGUCAAGUCGUUCUUCUGGAUUCAGACGACGGUCUGCUCCAGACUCUACCAUCUUACAUGAUCGCUGAAGCAGGCGUUUAUCGCGAUGAGGCACAAGCCGCUCGUAGGUAUCAGUACCUGGCGCGAGACGGUCAUCGGACUGCAUCUUCCCGGAACGUUCCGCCUCGCAAGCAACCCCCACCACGAGAUGCCAUUCAGCUCCUCGACAAAACUGGGGUAGCCAGUCUUGUUCGACUCCUCUUUUUCCCACAGAUUUUGAAGAAGAAUCUCCUCUUAAAGGUGCUAGUCAAUAUCUGCGAGAACUCGAAGACGAGAACCGAGCUCUUUAACCUCCUGCUCAAUAUAUUGCAAAGCGGACCAGGGGACCUUGCAACGGUAGAUAGAAGUUUCUCUCAAAUGACAACUCGCACACCGAAAGCGACAUCCCAGCCAACGCCGAAGGCGGCUGAAAAGCAGAGAGUCGCUCCGGAACCAGGCAGUUCGGUCGCACUAACCAACCAAAGUGAUUCGGUGCCGGAUUUGGUGGUCCAGCGUAGCCUUGAAGCCCUGACUUACAUCGUCAGUGCAAACGAGGUCUCAUCGCUUUUCUUUUUGACUGAACACGAGUUGCCCGCCGGGCUGAAGAAGCUCUCGACGAAGAAAGGCAAAGGCAAAGAAAAGCAAGCUCCUCAAACACACUAUCCUAUCGUUCUCUUGCUUGGAUUGCUGGAUCGUCAAUCUUUGUUGAAAACUGCUUCCAUUGUGGAUUCUGUUGUCACGUUACUGUCCACUGUCACAAAACCCUUGACUAGUCUCAAGUCAGACAAGAGAGAUUCUAGUAUCUCUGUCUCCAACACUGCUACUUCGGCAGCACCUGCAGUCCCUUCUUCGUCGACAGACACAUCCAUUAUUCCUCAAGCAGCAGCAAAUCGCACGGAUGGCAUAACGCCGGUUGUCGACUCGGGGGAGAACCCCACCAAGGAACACCGCCCGCCUGGUGAGCAAACCGACAAAGCGGUAUUGCUUCAAACCCCCCCUCAAAUUCCCCAUUCCGUCCUACGCCUCAUCGUUAAUAUCCUCACUGUUGGAGAAUGCUCCGCUCGUACCUUCCAGCAAUCUCUUACUCUCAUCCAGAAUUUAUCCCACAUACCAGAUGCACGAGAUAUAAUCGCACAGGAAUUGAGGACCAAAGCUCAAGAUUGUGGGCAAAAUAUCCUGUUCGACCUAAAUGACCUAUGGGCUGCCCUUCAGAGUCCAAAUAAAGAUGUCCUUGCAUCGUCCAUCGCGCCAAAAUUCUCAUCUCCAUCCUCUGAUCAAACCAAGCUCUUACGCGUCCUCAAAACAAUUGAUUACAUGUACACACCUCGCACCAGCGGCCCCACCACCGAAACGCAAAAGGAUCGAGAUUCAGAGAAGGUCCAAACUAUUUAUGACUCGUUCCGUUUCACUCCCCUGUGGCGCCGCCUCGGCGAUUGUCUUGCUAUCAUUGAAGACAAGUCUGACCUGGAGCAUAUUGCGACGGUCCUGCUACCUUUGAUCGAAGCCCUUAUGGUGGUGUGCAAAUACGUUGGGUCCAAGUCUGCUACCGGAAUCAUUGCCAGGGCACUGCGAGCGUCCGCAUCACCGAGGUCUUCCGCAUCUUCCAGCGAAACGAUGGAAGAGCUGUUCGUCAGCUUUACUGAUGCCCAUAGAAAGAUCCUUAACGUGAUGGUCCGCAAUAAUCCUUCAUUGAUGAGCGGAUCCUUCUCGCUUCUGGUUCACAAUCCCAGAGUCCUUGACUUUGACAACAAGCGCAAUUAUUUCACGCAACAGCUCCACCGUCGACCUCACUCCCGCGAGCAUCAUGGGACAUUACAACUCAACGUUCGUCGGGCUCGUGUGUUCGAGGACAGCUUUCAGUACCUUCAACGCAAGACUGGUGAUCAGAUCAAAUACGGGAAGCUCAGCGUCCGCUUCUACGACGAAGAAGGUGUUGAUGCCGGUGGUGUCACAAGAGAAUGGUUCCAAAUUUUGGCACGCCAAAUGUUCGAUCCGAAUUACGCACUGUUCCAACCAUGCGCAGCCGACAAACUCACCUAUCAGCCCAAUAAGAACUCGUGGGUCAACCCCGAACACCUUUCAUUCUUCAAAUUUGUUGGUAGGGUCAUUGGAAAGGCUAUCUACGACGGUCGUCUUUUGGAUGCGUACUUCGCGAAAAGUCUGUAUAGGCAGUUGCUCGGCAAGCCGGUGGAUCACCGCGACGUGGAGUGGGUCGACCCUGAGUAUUACAAUUCUCUGUGUUGGAUCCUGGAAAACGAUCCCACUCCAUUAGAACUCACUUUCAGUGUAGAGGCGGAUGAGUUUGGAAGGAACCGUAUCUUCCCUCUGAAGCCGGGUGGAGAGUCGAUCCAUGUCACUCAAGAAAAUAAACGGGAAUUUAUCGAGAAUCUCGUUUCUGGCUUCUACGACAUCAUACCGAAAGAUCUCAUCACCAUCUUUAACGAACAAGAACUCGAACUUCUCAUCUCUGGGACUCCUGACAUCGAUGUUGACGAAUGGCGUGCUGCGACGGAGUAUAAUGGCUACACGAGUUCAGACCCUGUUAUAGUCUGGUGGUGGAGGGCUCUGAAGUCCUUUAAUCGCGAAGAGAGAGCGAAAGUGUUGAGUUUCGCAACAGGAACCUCGCGCGUACCUUUGAAUGGUUUCACUGAGCUGCAAGGUGUCCAAGGUGUACAAAGAUUUUCAAUACACCGCGCCUAUGGUGAUCCCGACCGAUUACCGCAAGCUCAUACGUGCUUCAACCAGAUCGACCUACCGCAGUAUUCUUCCUACGAAAUGUUGCGCCAGCAACUGCUACUGGCCAUCAGUGAGGGUGGUGAAGGUUUUGGAUUCGCAUGAAAAUCUCAUAAUUAGAAUGAUACAUGUAAACCACUGCAAGCCGUAUUUACCGCACGUGCAUUACUUUCAUGGAUGAUUGCUUG